AUGGGUCCAACCACCCCUGACUGGAGGACUAACAACACCACACUGAAUGAAAGUGACAACAUUCCAAACUUCUGUGUCACCAUGUCAUAUUCCCUGAAUAUUCUAACAGUCAUCGUUGCCUUGGUUGGCCUGGCAGGAAAUGCCAUAGUGCUGUGGCUUCUAGGCUUCAGGAUGCACAGGAAUGCCUUCUCUGUCUACAUCCUCAACCUGGCUGGGGCUGACUUCCUCAUCCUCAGCUUCCAGAUUCUGGCUUCCAUAAUAGACAUCUGUUGUCAAGCCCACAAAAUCUACGUCUUCGUCAUCCACUGUUGGGAAAUUGCAUUCAAUUUUGCUUACCUUGCAGGUCUGAGCAUGCUCAGUGCCAUGAGCACUGAGCGCUGUCUGUCUGUUAUGUGUCCCAUCUGGCAUCGAUGCCGUCGCCCAAGGCAUACAUCAGCUGUCAUGUGUGCCCUGCUCUGGGCCUUGUCCCUGCUGUUGAGCCUCCUGGAAGGGAAUGCAUGUGACAUGUUUCUUCAUUACUUUGGUCUUGGUUGGUGUACGAAACUAAGUUUCAUCACUUUUGCUUGGUUAAUUGUUUUAUUUGUGGUCCUUUCAGGGUCCAGCCUGGCCCUGUUGGUGAGGAUUUUCUGUGGUUCUCGAAGGUUGCUGGUGACCAGGUUGUAUGUGACCAUUGCCCUCACAGUUCUGGUCUUCUUCAUCUUUGGCUUGCCAUAUGGGUUCUACUGGUUCUUCUUAUAUUGGACUGUGGAGAUGGAUGAAGUUUUCCGUUGCAAUGUUUCUGAAAUAACAGUAUUCCUGUCCUGUGUUAACAGCUGUGCCAACCCCAUUAUUUACUUCCUCAUUGGCUCCAUUAGGCACCGCAAGUUCAGGCUGAAGACUCUGAAGGGGCUUCUUCAGAGAGCCAUGCAGGACACCCCUGAGGAAGAAGGAUGGGAUGGAGCUUCUUCAGGAAAGUCUGGGUAA
Molecule: messenger RNA, 963 nt
Organism: Acomys russatus (golden spiny mouse)
Lineage: Eukaryota; Metazoa; Chordata; Mammalia; Rodentia; Muridae
Product: mas-related G-protein coupled receptor member B1-like
Exons: 1
Coding region: 1-963 (320 amino acids)
Biological process (GO): G protein-coupled receptor signaling pathway
Cellular component (GO): membrane
Molecular function (GO): G protein-coupled receptor activity
Source: RefSeq, a predicted model, not a curated record